Brachypodium distachyon (stiff brome) is the source of this 3174-nucleotide messenger RNA. RefSeq lists its product as uncharacterized. The coding region runs from base 288 to 2855 and encodes 855 amino acids. The record is from RefSeq and is a predicted model, not a curated record. The transcript has a single exon. Lineage: Eukaryota; Viridiplantae; Streptophyta; Magnoliopsida; Poales; Poaceae.
CCGCUCACCAUCAUCAGCAGCGAGCAGAUUACACUCAUCAUGAGUGCGCUUAACAGUAACAGCAGCAGCAGCAGCCGCCCUGCAAUAACAAGCCAGCUCUCCCUCGAGCUCGAGCUCUCACUCGCAAACCCUACUACAGCUGCAGGCUGCAGCUGCACUUACUCCCAAGCUCGCUCCACUGUCUCCACCUCACCCCGCACAAAUAAACAACGCCAAUAAAUCCAUCUAUUCCAUCCAAGAAUUGAAGAAGAAAGAAAGGCAAGGCCGGUCACUCGCAUCUCCCCCUCAUGCGCCGCAAGAAGCACUCGGACCGGGGCGGCGGCGGGGGCGGAACGGAGCUCUUCAUCUGCUUCACCUCCCGGCCUUCCUCCUCCUCUUCCGGCCUCCGCGCCUCCGGCUCCUCCAAGGUCUUCAGCCCCGGCCGCGGCGGCGGGAACGGCGCUGCCGACGCGCCGCCGGCCGCGCUGCUCCGGCCCUCGCUCAGCCGCCGUCUCCGCAACAGCGGGAGCCUCAAGGGAGGGCAGUCGCCCAUGUUCCCGCCCGGGAGCGCGUCCGGCGGCGGCGGCGGCAGGCGGGGGCGCGGCGGGCUGGAGCCUGCCGAGCCUUCCUCCCCCAAGGUCACCUGCAUCGGCCAGGUCCGCGUCAAGGGCGGCAAGCGCAAGCCCAAGCACGCCGCAUCUUCCUCCUCCGCCGCCGCCGCCGCGCUGCGGUCCCGGUCCAGGCGCGGUGGUGUAAGCGUCGGCGGCGGGUCUGAGUCCAGCUUCCGCCGCGCCGGCGAGGACAGGGAUGGCUUCCCCCUGGGGAAGAGCCAGAGCCAGGGUCAGGGCCAGGGCCAGAACCAGGGGGGCUGGGUCUACCAGAUCCCGGUCAACAUCUGCGAGGCGCUCAAGACCUUCGGCUCCUGCGGCGGCCGCUCGCUCUGCUCCCCGUCCCGGGAGCAGCGCCGCGGCGGCGGCUCCGCUGGUGGCGACAACAAGAAGCGCCGGCGCGCCCCGGCUGGCGGCGGCAGCUGGCUCUGCGGCGCCGCCGUGGCGCGGUGUCUCCUGGCGAUCCAGGAGGAGGACGACGAGGCCGGGAAGGGAGGCGCCGCCGUUGGGCCCGCGGACGAGGCCAAGGAGUCCGGGGUCGGGCUCGUGAUGCAGGGGUGGGACGUCGAGGAUGACGACGAGGAAGAGGAUGAACCGGGCAUGGUGGUGGGCAAGGUUGAAGUUGAGAAGGACGACGAGAUCUUGGUGGUGGGGGGCAAGGAGGAGGAAGGGAGAGUCAGCGUCUGCAUCCCGCCAAGGAACGCGCUCCUGCUGAUGCGCUGCAGGUCCGACCCCGUGCGGAUGGCGGCGCUCGCCACGCGCUUCUGGGGUUCCCCUGCUGCGACCAAUGUCGGCCAUGUAGACAAUGGAGAGGGUAAAGGCAACGAGGAAGAAGAGAAAGAAGGGGGCGAGGGUGAGGCCUAUGCAGAGAAGGAAUGCGAUGAAGAAGAAGAAGCUCGUGGUUCAACGGUUUCUGCUGAAGAAGUGGCAUGCCGAGAGUGCGGUGUCGUUGAAGAUUGUGGUAGUGAGGCCGGGGAUGUAGGUCAAGUAGAGGCAGAAGCAGAAGAAGAGAGCUCUAAACAUGGAGAUGUGGGGGAGGAAGAGAAGGGUGGAGGUUGCCGAGAGGACGGAGAGGGGAAGGAUGAGCCUGCGGAGGUGCGAAUUGUUCGCAAAGACACGGGUUUGGAGGUUGCUUUGGCAGGAGAAGAUGCGAAGGGCGAAAUCCAAGUGCCGGGAAUGGUGGAGGUGUUGGUGGACUCUAAGGAGCCCGCUGAUGUUCCAAGACAGGAGAAAGAGGAGGAAGAGAUGAAGGGGAGGAGAUCGAUCAGCAGCAGCUCCCCAUCAGCAGCACUGAAGGAGGACCGUAAAUUGCGACGGUUGAGCAGUAGGAGGCGCGUCCCUAGCAGCAGCAGGGCCUCGUCGAGCAGUGAUCGGGUAGACAGGCGACACAGCUUUUCAGCUGAAAUGGAUGCGCGGCGAUCAAGCUUCUCGAGCUUAAAGGACUCAAGGAGGGCUAGCUUCUCAAUCGAUAGGGAUGGACGAAGGUGGAGCUUCACGAUUGAGCAGGAGCAUCUUGUUGCAGAACCUAAGGUUUUGAUGUCAUCCAGGAAGAAAAUUUCCUCCGAGCCAGAGUCAGAAAAAGAUUGCGUUGUUCUUGUUGCACCAAACAGCGUAGAGGAAUCCCAAGAUGAUGAUGGUAAGGAAGAAGCAACAAAGGAUGGUGAGGAAGAAGAAACAACAGAAGGGGUGGAAAUUAACAAGGACGUUGAGAAGUUAGAAAGCAGAGUUGAUGAGAAGGAUGCUGUGGAAGAACAGCAGGUGCAGAGGAAGAAGAGCGGUGAAUUGCCAGAUUGCCUCCUUAUGAUGAUGUGUGAACCCAAGCUCUCCAUGGAAGUGUCCAGGGAGACAUGGGUCUGUAGCACCGAUUUUGUCCAUUGGAAGUCUUACCAGGGACAGAAAGGCCGCAAUGGUCGCCCACAAAAGGAUGCUACUGGUAGCAACGCUGCUGCUCCGGAGGAGCUGAAGGAUAUCAGCAAUGCUCAGGACACCAGCAUUGCAAAGGCCACAGAAGAGAGUGGAGAGCCAGCACUGGUGAACUCCGCAUCUGUGCCACCUCAGAUAGUCCAGAAACCACCACCGAAACCAGCCGUGGAGCAGAAGAAACUUAAGCUAGAGCUGCCGAUGGUUGCCAGUGUGUCUACGUACGCACCGUUCGUUCUGAAGCGCUGCAAAUCAGAGCCGUUGCGGUCAUCCGCGCGCCUGGCACCCGACGCGUGCUUCUGGAAGGACCGGCAUAGGCCCCUCAAUGCCACCGGAAUCGGCUUCUGAUUCCGGCCGAGACCGAAACUGCUGGUAUGCUUGGUUAUAGCUAGCUAGUGACUCUCUUAAGUUUAUGAGCUUUGUUGUGUAAUUGUAGUGAGCUUUGUUGUGCAACAGUAGUAGUGAGCUUGUUUCAUGCUUGGUUCUCUGUAAUGUGAUGUGGACAAGGGGCAACAGAUAGUAGCACGUUAAGUUACAUCAGAUAGAUUAGGGAGGAAGGAGUAUGUGUAAAAAAUCUCUUGUUGCUUGCUUUCCUGGUUGUGCUAUUUCCUUUUUCCCCUGAUAAUCUUAUGCAGUGCUGCAAUAGUCGAGUUUUUUCCCCAAUCAA